AUGUUGUAUCUCAUUCGAAUCCAAGAACAGAUAUAUGCACAAUUUCCUCAUAAAUUAUUCUCUGUCAAUAAUCAAUAUUCAAGCUAUGCAAUUGAUCAUAAACACCUGGUGUGCUCACUCACUCAGACUGAUUCGAAAGGCACCACAAAAAUGCUGCGCCUUCAAAUUUGUCACCCACCCAUGUUGCACGGCCCUUCUCUACUCUGCACCCGCGCUCCGAUAUCCCUUUCUUGCCGCGCCGUUUCGAGAAAGUCCGAUUCGGAGCCCGACCCGGACCGAGCCAAGCCAAAACCCCGGCGCCGGAAAACCGCGGACGGCGGAAAUGAAGGCGGAGAAAAAGACCAGCCUUUCACGAUUCCGAGGAAGACCCGGCGCGGGCGGAGGAGCGAGGCGGCGGCGGUGCAGGAUUACGUGAGGGACACAAUCAACCGGACGUUUAAGACAAUCCAGGAGCAGAACCCGGAGAUUUUCGAGAAGAAGGGAGAAUUGAUGAAGGAGAAAGCUGCCGCCGUUGACGGCGGCGACGGCGACGGCGACGACGACGAGGGGAGUGAGAGAGAGGAGACGGCGGUGGUGGAGGAGGAGACGGAGAAUUGGCCGCUGGAUGCGGAGGUGGGGUGGGGGAUUAGGGCGUCGGAGUAUUUUGAGAAGCACGCGAUUCGGAACGUGGUGGAUGAAAAUGGGGUUGAGAUUGAUUGGGAAGGAGAGGUUGAGGAUAAUUGGGUCAAGGAGAUUAAUUGCUUGGAGUGGGAAAGCUUUGCUUUUCAUCCCAGUCCGCUUGUUGUCUUUGUUUUCGAGAGGUAUAACAGAGCAGCUGAGAAUUGGAAGGCUUUGAAGGAGCUUGAGAAGGCUGUCAAGGUGUAUUGGGAUGCCAAAGAUCGGCUGCCUCCGAGGUCUGUGAAGAUAGACAUGAAUAUCGAGAGGGAUUUGGCGUAUGCUUUGAAGGUUAGAGACUGUCCUCAGGUUUUGUUUCUGAGAGGGAACAGGAUCUUGUACAGAGAGAAAGAGAUUCGGACGGCGGACGAAUUGGUUGCCAUGAUUGCGCAUUUCUACUACAAUGCAAAGAGGCCGCCCUGGAUUGAUGUGAAGGAGCUAACUCUGCCGUACUAGUGGCAUUCUGGUACUAAAUCGGCACCCACUAAGACUGCGGAUUAUAUUCUCGUGAGACCGUGAGAGAGCAUUGGUUUGCUCAGAUGUUGGCAGCAUGGAACACCAGAGACUAGGUUGUAUUUGCAGUGCAAAACUGGGUAUGUGAAUCAUCCGGUGAUGAGCAACCUGUACGUGUAGCAUCAUGGAACUGUACUAAUGAUCAAGCGUGCAACGAGGUGUGCAAGAACAAGUAUAAGGUUUGUGGAACCUGCAAUCUCGAGGCACAUAACAAAGCUAGUUUGCUGGUGCGUCUAUGAUUGCUAGGCAUGAGGUAUUGCAUGGAUUGGAAUUACCGUAUAAGAUGCAUCAUCAAAUGCAAUAAGAUCAGUCCCCUUUUUGCAACUCUGCUCUUGCCCUUAUUGCAACUGUUUAAUGUUAUGGUUUUUGCACUA
Molecule: messenger RNA, 1541 nt
Organism: Rosa rugosa (rugosa rose)
Lineage: Eukaryota; Viridiplantae; Streptophyta; Magnoliopsida; Rosales; Rosaceae
Product: thioredoxin-like fold domain-containing protein MRL7, chloroplastic
Exons: 6
Coding region: 1-1110 (369 amino acids)
Biological process (GO): chloroplast organization; regulation of DNA-templated transcription
Cellular component (GO): chloroplast stroma
Source: RefSeq, a predicted model, not a curated record